AUGACGAAUAUAGUUUGGUGUAACAUUGCCAUUUUCUUAUUGGCCUCGUUGUUUCUUACUGACAAUGCUCUUGUUCUUGAGGCCUUGCACCACGCCCCUAAUAGAAUCAAGGACCAACCUUACCGGACCGGUUAUCAUUUCCAGCCUCCCAAAAAUUGGAUGAACGAUCCUAAUGGGCCUAUGAUAUACAAAGGGAUCUAUCAUCUCUUUUACCAAUGGUAUCCAAACGGCGUCGUAACGGAUUUUAACAAAAUCGUAUGGGGCCAUGCAACGUCAACGGACCUCAUCAACUGGACCCCACAUUCUCCAGCGAUCAAACCAUCUCGACCGUCCGAUAUCAACGGCUGCUGGUCCGGUUCCGUCACGAUUCUCCCCAAUGGCAAACCCGUAAUUCUCUACACCGGCAACGACCGUAACAACCAUCAGGUCCAAAACCUAGCCAGACCUAAAAACCUCUCCGAUCCAUAUCUCCGUCACUGGACCAAAUCGCCGGCGAAUCCCCUCGUGACCCCCAACGCCGUCAACCACAUCAACUCCACCGCGUUUCGCGACCCAACCACCGCGUGGCUCGGCCGUAACGGCCGGUGGCGCGUGAUCACCGGAAGCCAGGAAGGUCGUCGUGGAUUAGCUCUUCUUCACACGAGCCGAGAUUUCACCAGCUGGAAGCAAUCGACGAAGCCUCUUCACUACAACGACGGCACCGGAAUGUGGGAGUGUCCUGAUUUUUUCCCGGUGGCGAGGUUUAAUCCACAGGGACUCGAUACGUCGUCGUUUGGUGAGUCGAUUAAGCACGUGCUUAAAGUGAGCCUAUCAGAAACGAGCCACGAUUACUACACGAUAGGGACGUAUGAUCGCAUGAGAGAUGUUUAUGUACCGGACGAUGGUUUUGUUCAGGACGGUACGGCUCCGAGAUACGAUUAUGGAAAAUUCUACGCGUCGAAGACGUUUUACGAUUCGGUUUAUCGACGGAGGAUUUUGUGGGGUUGGGUCAACGAGUCGUCCCCGGUGAAGGAUAACGUCGAUAAGGGUUGGGCCGGUUUGCAGGCGAUUCCAAGGAAAGUGUGGCUUGAUGAAUCAGGAAAGAGAUUGAUGUUAUGGCCGGUUAAGGAAAUAGAGAGGUUACGUGCAAAGCAAGUUAAGUUGGAAAACAAAGUUUUGGAGGGAGGAGGAUCUGUGCUUGACGUUCAUGGGGUCACAGCUUCACAAGCAGAUGUGGAGGUUUUCUUUAAAGUGACAGGUUUAGAGGAAGCAGAUGUGAUUGAACCGGGUUGGACCGACCCACAAUUGAUUUGCAGUCAGAAUAAGACUGCAUCGUCCGGUUUAGGUCCAUUCGGUUUAAUGGUUCUAGCCUCCAAGAACUUGGAAGAGUACACCUCGGUUUAUCUCAGAAUCUUCAAAGCUCGUCAGAAUAGUAAGGACCAUGUGGUAGUCAUGUGUAGUGACCAAAGCAGGUCUAGUUUAGAGAAAGGGAAUGAUAAAACACCAUUUGGUGCUUUUUUGGAUAUAUCUCCUUAUCAACCAAUCUCUCUCAGGACUUUGAUUGAUAAUUCAAUAGUGGAGAGCUUUGUUGGGAAAGGGAAAACAUGUAUUACCUCAAGAGUUUAUCCAAAAUUGGCAAUAGGAAAAAAUGCGCACCUCUUUGCUUUUAACAAUGGAUCUCAGAAUGUUGAUGUUUUAAGCCUAAGUGCUUGGAGCAUGAAGUCUUCCCUCUAA
Molecule: messenger RNA, 1713 nt
Organism: Eutrema salsugineum
Lineage: Eukaryota; Viridiplantae; Streptophyta; Magnoliopsida; Brassicales; Brassicaceae
Product: beta-fructofuranosidase, insoluble isoenzyme CWINV5
Exons: 5
Coding region: 1-1713 (570 amino acids)
Biological process (GO): carbohydrate metabolic process
Molecular function (GO): hydrolase activity, hydrolyzing O-glycosyl compounds
Source: RefSeq, a predicted model, not a curated record